UAACUGGUUGGCAGUAGUAAGUAACUGGUUGGGCCCAUCCACGAUGGCAGGGAAAUCGUUAAAGUGGGAGUAUUUCGACCGUCAUUCAUUUACUCACAGCUGUCUCCAGCCAGGUGUCGGAAGAGCAGAGAUUUCAGAAGUUUACACAAGAUACUCCUUGUUUUACCACGCACCUUUUGCCCUUGUUGGCAGCCAUAGAAUCACAACGCCAAGAUUCAAGAAAUUUGGUUGAUGCAUGAUACGUAUAUACAUCGAAUAUCUUCCCCACUACCUGCUGCCUGGUACUGGCAAUUUUUGUGUGUAUACGCCUGUACCAACAGAGCACAAUAACACAGGGAAACCAGUUUGUCGUCUUACGCUGCUGCCACUGGCCCAAGAGCACGGUCCAGUUCAUUUCAAAUUGUCCUCUUCUUCUUUUUUUUUUUGCAUUCAACUCAUUAUUUUUCAUUUGCAGAGUUUAAAGGACUCGGCAGGACACAGGGGAAGAGGGGAGAACAAGAAAAUUGAAAGUAUGGGAGUGUUUGUGAGAUGUGCUGCAUGGAGGAUCGGCGGAGCGAUGCCAUUUUGCUUCAUUCCCGCCUGUGACGUGACCAUUUGGCUUCUUUCCGACAUGUUGAGCUUUUCCACACUUCCAUCCGAAUCAGGUCAGCAAUCAAGCUUAAGGAGCACAGAUCCAAUCUGUCAUGGCACUGAAAAGGGAGCCUUCGAUUUUUCCAAGUUUGCUGAAAAAUCAAAACCAAUCAAUCUGGACCAUCAGAGAUCAUUAGAGGAAAGGUCUCUCAGUGAGCUUCUGUCCCCUAAUUUGAUGUCUCCGCGUCCAACUUCUAAGACGAUUGAAACAGUUAAAAGCUCGGAAUGUCUUGAAGGCAUGUUUUUAUCGGCUCAGAAUUCUCCUUGUGCUGAGCAUCAUUCUUUUGAUCCACAUCCUAUGAUUGGCGAUGCUUGGGAAGCUUUACGUAAAUCCUUGGUUUACUUUCGAGGAAAACCAGUGGGGACCAUUGCUGCACUGGACCCUUCAGAAGAUGUACUCAAUUAUAAUCAGGUUUUUGUCAGAGAUUUUUUCCCAAGUGCUUUGGCAUUUUUGAUGAAUGGCGAGCCUGAAAUAGUCAAGAACUUCCUUUUGAAGACUCUUCGUCUGCAAGCAUGGGAGAAACGCAUAGAUUGUUUUACCCUAGGAGAAGGAGUUAUGCCUGCCAGUUUUAAAGUACUUCAUGAUCCUGUGCGGGAUACUGAUACAAUGAUUGCUGAUUUUGGGGAGAGUGCAAUAGGCAGAGUUGCUCCUAUAGAUUCUGGAUUUUGGUGGAUUAUUCUGCUGCGUGCCUAUACAAAGUCUACUGGAGAUCAUUAUUUGGCAGAAAUGGCUGACUGCCAACGGGGAAUGAGGCUUAUUUUGACAUUGUGCCUCUCCGAAGGAUUUGACACCUUUCCCACUCUUCUUUGUGCAGAUGGAUGUUGUAUGGUUGAUCGCAGAAUGGGCGUUUACGGUUAUCCUAUUGAAAUUCAAGCUUUGUUCUUUAUGGCAUUGAGGUGUGCUCGAAUACUUCUUAAACCAGAAGGUGAAGGAAAAGAGUUCAUUGAGCGAAUUGACAAACGGUUGCAUGCAUUAAGUUAUCACAUGCGCAGUUAUUUCUGGCUUGACUUUCAGCAGCUGAACAACAUAUACAGAUACAAGACUGAAGAAUAUUCUCACACCGCUGUUAAUAAAUUCAAUGUUAUUCCUGAUUCUAUUCCAGAUUGGGUACUUGAUUUCAUGCCAAUAAAAGGAGGCUAUUUUAUUGGAAAUGUUAGUCCUGCACGGAUGGACUUCAGGUGGUUUUGCUUAGGUAACUGUAUCGCAAUUUUGUCUUCCUUAGCAACACCUGAACAGUCUAUGAGAAUAAUGGAUCUUAUUGAAGAGCGGUGGGUAGACCUGGUUGGAGAAAUGCCUCUCAAGGUUUCAUACCCUGCCCUAGAGGGUCAUGAGUGGCGAAUUGUAACAGGAUGUGAUCCAAAGAAUACUAGAUGGAGCUACCACAAUGGAGGAUCUUGGCCAGUGCUCUUGUGGCUACUCACUGCAGCUUGUGUCAAAACAGGAAGACCACAAAUGGCAAGACGAGCCAUUGAAUUGGCAGAAAACAGAUUAUCCAAAGAUGGUUGGCCUGAAUAUUAUGAUGGCAAGCUCGGACGCUAUAUUGGAAAACAGGCUCGAAAAUGGCAAACUUGGUCAGUUGCUGGGUAUCUGGUAGCUAAGAUGAUGCUUGAAGAUCCAUCCCAUUUGGUGGGUAAAUUCAAGGAACAUAGAUUGCAUAGCAUUUUAAGGAAUGUCAUCCAUGGUAGAUUUACGGGAAUAAAAACUACGAGAUCCGGGUCUGGUUCGACCUAGUUCGGUUUUGGGGCCGAUUCGUCAGGGAAGUCAGUUAAAGACGCGUGCGAAUGACUGUGAGUUAAUCCCGGACGAACCUGUGCUAACCUGACAGAAAAUCGCGUACUUUUUUUUUUUUCUUUCUAAUUCUCUGAUUUCUCUCUUUCACUGAAUACAUGCCGGCCAAUGGCGUUGUUCCCAUGAGCAUGAGUAGCACUGAGAUGCCGUGGAUGCAGCUAUUCUGGCUCCAAAAAUGGACUAAUUUACCAUGGAAAGUCAAUAACAUGAAAGUUAGUCAUGCAUUAUACACUGUUGAGCAUGCAAACUACGGAUGUGUUUUUCCAAGCAGUCAAUAAGAUGAUGUACGACUACGCUGUUUUGGAGCCAGUUUAGCUUCUCCAGAGACACAGUAGGUGUUUUUAUUUAUUAAGAGAUUUUUUAAGGUUUAAAAAAUCAAAUAUAGACUUUCCAAGUCAAACGAAAUAAUUUCAACGAAAUCUUGUAAGAUUGAUUAUUUAAAAUCUGCAUUAGCAUAUCUAUUUUCAGAGAAAUAUAUGUAAAGUACAUCGAGAGAUUUCUUUGAUUGAACCUUAAAUUUUAAGUAAGUGUACCCAAUCCUAAUUGAAUUAUAACUCUUUUUAAAUUCA
Cryptomeria japonica (Japanese cedar) is the source of this 2988-nucleotide messenger RNA. Its product is annotated as probable alkaline/neutral invertase F. Bases 236 to 2362 code for a protein of 708 amino acids. The record is from RefSeq and is a predicted model, not a curated record. NCBI's taxonomy places the organism in Eukaryota, Viridiplantae, Streptophyta, Pinopsida, Cupressales, Cupressaceae. The transcript has 8 exons. Gene Ontology annotation, biological process: sucrose catabolic process. Gene Ontology annotation, molecular function: sucrose alpha-glucosidase activity; endo-alpha-N-acetylgalactosaminidase activity.